Molecule: messenger RNA, 1998 nt
Organism: Endocarpon pusillum Z07020
Lineage: Eukaryota; Fungi; Ascomycota; Eurotiomycetes; Verrucariales; Verrucariaceae
Exons: 5
Coding region: 1-1998 (665 amino acids)
Biological process (GO): ergosterol metabolic process
Cellular component (GO): endoplasmic reticulum membrane
Molecular function (GO): ergosterol O-acyltransferase activity
Source: RefSeq, a predicted model, not a curated record
AUGGCUGCGCGAACGCCGUUGUCCACUGUCAGUUCCUUCGAAGGUGCAUCGCACCUCAUUGGUGUACUUGCUGCAGAUGGAACAGCAUCUUUGCAACCUGAUAGCCUGAAUCCGAACGGUGGUACUGGAACACCAGAACUAUAUAGCCAAGACUCCACUGUCUCUUCUGAAGAGAGUGUUCAUGGCGAGCUGCAUGGGUUGGUUCCGGAGCCAGUUACAGAAAGUGAAUCUGCCGUACUCCGAGGCCACCAUUCUCAGAACUCUGAGGACCCAGAUGAUGACACCGAUUUCAAGAAACAUAUAUCUCAGCGCCGUAAGAGUCUUACCGUCCGACUCGAGAAGACCGACCAAGCUGGUCGCUACCAACUGACUGCUGAGGAUCCGGAGCUUCGAGAUCUCCUGAAGCAAGGCUUUGAGAGGUCGAAAGAUGGGGGCAUCAAGAAGAAACGUUCGAGGUUUAGCGACCUCGUCUUCACACGUCAAUUCACAGCUUUCGACAGGCACAAUAGCGAAAGCGCAUCAAGUCCUUUCCACGGGUUCUUCUCAUUAUUCUGGAUGGGGGUAUCUUUGCUGCUGAUUCGGAUAUCGGCCGAUAAUUGGCGAACGUAUGGCAGCAUUUUCGGCGGCAAUGAGAUUGUCCGCCUGAUGCUCAGCCGUGACAUUGUGGUGAUGGGUUUUACGGACGGCGUUAUGUGUGCAAGCACUGUCUUCUGCCUGUUUCUUCAAAAGAUGAUUCUGCAUGGAUACCUCACUUGGAACAGGUCUGGGUGGAUCGUGCAAAACACGUGGCAACUUGUCUUCCUAGUCGCCUACCUUGCAUUUCCCGCAUACCGAAAUUGGCCAUGGACUCAUUCAGUCUUCAUUACACUACACUGCAUUACAAUGCUCAUGAAGCAACAUAGCUACGCAUUCUAUAAUGGACAUUUAUCAGAAUUGUAUAAGAGGCGUCGUAUUCUCGAGCAGAAACUCGAAGCCCUUGAUGACCCAGAAGUGAUGAGCCCAACAAACCACAGUCCCAGCUCCGAUGUUGCAUAUGUGACGUCUUAUCUGGACACGAAAGAUCUUGAUCAACUGUCCCGCCGUCGCAAAUCGAUCCCGGAGAAGAAGAUGCAGGAGGUUGACAACGACAUCUCAAGCAUUGCCGAUGCCAUCGCCUCUGAUGCUCCACUUGACUUCGCUCAGGUUCGCUCCUUGCGUAAACUCAUCUCCUUUGAGAUUCAGUCCAUAACGGAAGAACUCAAGGGAAAGACUUCCACCACGCAGAACCACUAUCCGAGGAAUCUUACUCUGCGAGAUUUCUAUGGCUACAUACCGCUGCCGACCGUUGUGUACGAGCUGGAGUAUCCUCGUCAACCAAGCAUAAACUGGAGUUAUGUUGCUGAGAAGACAAUUGCAACGUUCGGAGUGAUUGGUGUUAUGAUCGUCGUGUCCACGGCAUAUAUCUACCCUGUGGUGGCACAUGUCGUUCACCAGAAGGAAGAUGGCAUGCCACUCAAGGAUCGCCUUAAGGAGAUUCCGUGGGUCUUCAGCGACCUCCUCUUUCCUUUCUUCAUGGAGUAUAUCCUAAGCUGGUACGUAAUUUGGGAGUGUGUUCUUAAUGUCCUGGCCGAGUUAACGCUCUUCGCUGAUCGGGGCUUCUACUCUGAUUGGUGGAAUUCCAGUUCGUGGGAUCAAUUCGCUCGUGACUGGAACCGCCCAGUCCACAACUUCCUCCUCCGCCACGUCUACCACUCUUCGAUCGCCACCUUCAAUCUCUCCCGCAGCUCUGCCACCUUGCUCACCUUCCUACUCUCCGCCUGUGUCCACGAGCUGGUCAUGGCGGUGAUCUUCCAGAAGGUGAGGGGCUAUCUGUUGAUGGCGCAGAUGUCACAGUUGCCCUUGGUCGUGUUAAGCAGAACAAGGUUUCUCAAGGGACGGGACAUCCUCGGAAACAUGAUGUUCUGGUUUGGGCUAUUCGUGGGUCCCAGUCUGCUCUGCACGCUCUACAUACUUUUAUGA